Messenger RNA from Exophiala mesophila, 4978 nucleotides. RefSeq lists its product as uncharacterized. Gene Ontology annotation, molecular function: guanyl-nucleotide exchange factor activity; protein binding. Gene Ontology annotation, biological process: Ras protein signal transduction; positive regulation of GTPase activity. The transcript is spliced from 2 exons. Gene Ontology annotation, cellular component: plasma membrane. Bases 629 to 4297 code for a protein of 1222 amino acids. NCBI's taxonomy places the organism in Eukaryota, Fungi, Ascomycota, Eurotiomycetes, Chaetothyriales, Herpotrichiellaceae. The record is from RefSeq and is a predicted model, not a curated record.
CAACUCGGUGCCACCCAAGUCGUGCAUCACCUUCAUCGCGAAUCACCAUCACACAACUGCUGCUCCCCUGUAUCUCCCUUCCCACCUCAUCCCUCCCAUCUCGUCCUGACCUCGAAACGAACUCGGUUUGGUGACAAGAUUUGCUCCAUCUUCCAAAGCCUUGCAGCCUCUCACUUCGCCGCUGGUCUCCCUACUCAUCCGCUCGCCUUGCCUACAUUGUCCUCCUGCCUCUAUCCUGACUCCUCUGCACCACCACCGACCCAAGGAUAACCCCCCACUUUCCGACACCGCUGCUUCAAUAACCCAGCCCGCCUUCAAGCGCUCACCUCCCCUUUUGUCGACCUCAUUACCCUCCAAGCCAUCCUCAAGACCCUUCACCUCGGUACUCUCGUUGACAUUCUAUACUUGACGCUGGCCAGGAGCAUCUCCGACCAGACACACUCUCUCGCUUGAAAUACACGCCUUGUUCAUCGUCCUUGCCCUACUUGGCACAGUUUCAGCCUCCACCGUGCUCGAUCAUCUCUACAACCAGACGCAGGCGAUCAUGCAGUUCUUGAUGACCACACUGCGCUCCAGAAGGCAGGUCAUCACCCUCGGCCUCUCCCACACUGCAUAGUCGAUAUUGGCGAUGCAAGAUCUGCACAAGGUAGGACAGAGUCACAGUUUGCAGGCAGAGCCCGUCAAGACUCGCUCGGCGCUCGGCGGCGCCUUUACUUACAUUGAACCAUCUCGCUCUCCUCCAACGGAUCGUCUUUCACCACCCUUGCAAUCGGCCGCCAUGUCCGCCGUCUCUCCCCGGCGCCGGGCCGCUCAGGAGGCUGCUAUGGACAGUUAUAUCGCUAGCCCCGACCCUCCACCGCCCAUUUUAGUCCGUGCCUUGUACAACUACAACGCCGACGACGAGACCAGUCUGAGUUUUCGACAGGGCGAUAUCAUUCAUGUAAUAACUCAAUUGGAGAGUGGAUGGUGGGAUGGGGUCAUUAACAACGUCAGGGGCUGGUUCCCUAGUAAUUAUACCGUCGAAAUAAAUGCGGACGACAUGGUUGCGUCUGGCAACGAGGACAGCGAAACAGGCUCUGGUACCGAGGAGGACUAUGAUGAAGAGGAGGAGGAUGAUUCUGAUAACCAUACCCAAGAUGGCGACUCCGACCUGCCCAUCGAGGGCAAUAGCACACUCCUCCAGGAUGAGGCAGCCUUCUGGGUUCCCCAAGCCACUCCAGACGGACGUUUAUAUUAUUUCAACACCCAGACUGGCGUCAGCACUAUGGAGUUACCUCUAGAAACCCCCACCAGCCCCGAUGAAACAGGCCCUAGGGAUCGCACCAAUUUCUAUGUCCCCGAACAAACAAGACCCCCACCCCAGAUGAUGGCACAGGGCUACUAUCAAGCUGAAGACGAGUAUGACGGUUCUGCCUCGGAGGCCGACGGCGAACCGUCCAGCUGGUCUCCCCGCAGAAACCGCUCUUUGGCCUCCGACGGUGUCUCGACAUCGACGUCCAUGGACUCAAUCGACAUCAGCGCUGCCAGGCAAGCAGGCAAACAAAUUCCUCCCAGCUCUACCAGCACCUUUGGUUCUCAAGCCAUUUCCAGCGCCCUGCCCCCCCUGGGCAUAUCAACAACUUCGUUCACCACUCCACUACAGCCUCGUCUCGUCAAGUCACCCGUUCCCAGGUACUUUGUUGACAACACCAUGGCCACACCAGCCACGUGGGAUACACUGAUUGAAAACAUGCGUUCUGCCAUUGACGCUUAUCGUAGCGCUAUUCGCACUCGCGCACGUGCCGAUUAUCUGCGUCGAGCGGAGGAUAUCUCAGACCAUCUCCGCAUCCUUCUCACAGCCGGCUCUGGAACCACCGACAAUCAUUCAGGCAACCCCUCUAUCAUUUCAUCCAACAAGGCUCUCUACCCACACUUUCGGGAGAUGAUGUCAAAAUUUUCCAAGCUUGUCUUGUCGUCCCAUAUUGCUGCAGCAGAUUGGCCAGGCCCAGAUGCCCUAGCCAAGUGUUUGCAAGAGGCCGACGGAGUGAUGAAUGGGGUCUAUGGCUAUGUUGAGGUGGCCCGACAACAGAGAGGGGAAGAAAUUCCGCGAUUAAAUCCUGGCUUUAUUGUCGGCAGCAACGCGGGUGGAAACUGGCACGACAAUAACCUUGACUUCCAGGCCAAUCUGGACGAAGUCUCAUUCAUGGACUCUGGUGAUGAAUCUCGCUCACGACCGUCCACGCCCCUUGACCCCACCGUGUUGAGAAGGAUCGACGAGUGUAAGAAGAACAUCACCCAAGCAUUGCGACAAGUGGAAGAGUCGUUGAACCUUCCGGAAAAGAUUAUCACUCCCACCAGGCAGGCGGUCAUUGGUGACACUGUUUGUCAAAUGGCUGGCAUUGCGUUCAACCAGUUCAGGCCCUGGAUCCAACUCAUCGAAUCCAUCGAUCUGUCCGCUGUGGGAAAUUCAUUCCAGAACCCGAAUUUGGCAGACUUUGCAGCCCAGAAGCAGCAAGCGUACGACGCGGCGGCUGCGCUGUUGCUAAGGUGCCAGGAAAUUACGUCUCCUCUGCCGGACGAAUGGGCUGAGACCCGAGGUGACCCUCUGGACAGUCUCCUAAACAACGUCCGCGAGGCAUCCAAGGAGCUGGACACCAGCAUUGCCAAGCUAGGAUAUGCCCUCCAACUAUUGCUACCUGUGACGGCGCUCAACACGUCGUCGACGAAUAAGAAGGACCAUCGACUGACAGACGGGGGCGAAAUCUACCAAAGUCAUCACCUGCGAGGAGACUCGUUGCAGCGACCUGCACUCGCAGAUAUUGGUCAGUCGAAAUCAUACACUAUGGGUCAGGAUGCUGCGGGAGACAAGCUGCGAAGACCGCCCACCAAGGACAAAGCCAGGCAAUUUUUCGGUCAACUGCCACCCAAUCUCGCCAACAUCAAGACAGCCAACGAACCGAGUUUCACGCCAGGAGAAGAUAUGCCCUGGUACCUACAACUUGAUCACGUGGAUGAAGUUCAAUAUAAUACGGUCAACGGUGUACAACAGGUCAAGAGUGGAUCAUUGACCGGCUUGGUGGAACAAUUGACCCGGCACGAUCGCCCCGAUACCAUGUUUGCCACCACAUUCUUGCUGACCUACCGCUCCUUCACAUCAGCGUCGGAGCUGUUUGAGCUUCUGGUGAGGCGAUUCAACCUGCAACCACCAAAAGGGCUGACGAGGGACGAAUACUUGAUCUGGGAAGAGCACAAACAAAAGCCUGCACGAUUUCGAGUGUUGAACAUUCUCAAGUCGUGGCUGGAACUGUACUGGAUGGAAAGUGAGAGUGAGACGAGUCAGAACAUCCUAGAAAGGAUCCUGGCAUUUGCGAAAAGCACAUUUGCUAGCACCAAGAUACCGCUGGCCAAAGCGUUGAUCACUAUCGUUGAUCAACGGAUGAAAGGACAGGAGACGACGUCCAAGAAGUUGAUAUUAACAUUGAACAGUUCGGCGCCGCUUCCGAUCCUACCCAAGAACAUGAAGAAGAUCAAAUUUUUGGAUAUUGACCCUCUGGAGUUUGCAAGACAGCUGACCAUUAUGGAAGCGAAGCUAUACGGCAAGAUCAAGCCGGUGGAAUGUUUGGAAAAGACGUGGCAGAAGAAGACGAGUGCCGAGACGAGUGAAGCCGCUCCCAACGUGCAGGCUUUGAUUUUGCACUCGAACCAAUUGACCAACUGGGCGGCGGAGAUGAUUUUGAGUUACCCGGAGGUCAAGAAGCGGGUGUAUGUGAUCAAACAAUUUGUUGCCAUCUCAGAAAAAUGUCGACAACUGAACAACUUUUCAGCGGUGACUGCGAUUGUGUCAGCGCUGGGGAUGUCUCCGAUUCAGCGACUGAACCGGACGUGGCAGCAAGUGCCUCCAAAGACGAAUCAAAUACUCGAAUCGCUCCGCCAUCUCAUCUCGACGACCAAGAAUUUUAGUGUGUACCGAGAGACACUGCACGCCGCGACACCUCCUUGUAUCCCAUUCCUGGGAGUGUACCUGACGGAUCUGAUCUUCAUUGAGGACGGAAUCGCGUCGUUGAUGAAGAACACGGAGUUGAUCAACUUUGCGAAGCGUACCAAGACGGCGGAGGUGAUUCGAGACAUUCAGUCAUACCAGAAUGUGCCGUACGGACUGGCGCCCGUGCCGGAACUGCAAGACUGGAUAUUCAAUAACAUGAGAAAUGCAGGCGAUGUGCAAGAGGUGAGCAUGUACGAUCGCAGUCUGAAGGUGGAGCCUCGAGAGCGAGAGGAGGAAAAGAUUGCACGACUGUUAUCUGAGUCGGGCUUUUUAUGAGAUAUCAAGACCAUUAUGACAUAUUUUGGGAUAAUCUGUGGUUGGGAAGACCUUCUUUGGACAUUGGCACACAGCGCUCUGUGCUUACACGAUGGCGGGAAUUGGUGAAUACCCCUACAGACCGUUUGAAUUUGAACAUCAUGAUGAAUUGGACGACUUAGCAUGAGGCCCGACAUGGGUAGACUCUGUUCGGCAUGUUGACUCAAUUGGGGGUGAGCGGAGAGCUUUGGAUAAUAUUCCAGGCUGCGUUGUGACGCUGCGGUGAUCGUAGAUGGAGAUGUUUCCUUGACGGAGGAUUCCCACACGGGUCAGGAGAUGGGGAAUUGACAAUUGUCAUCAUUAUGAUUCUUAUUGACUCGUUUGUUUGUUUCUCUCGUCGUACUAGAAGUCCCUAGGGCAAAGGGCGAGAACAAAAGUCUUCAGGGUCCUUGUGAGAAUUGGUGGCCAUGGAUGGAAAAGAUGGACGCAUACGAAGAGGAAGAAGAAAUGAUCCCAAGGCCACUGCAGUCGCUCCUUCCUGCUCCAGCGAGGUCAAGUCAGGGAAGUCACAGGUCUGCACAUUCCUUCCGUGAGGUUACAAAGAAUGUCGCUGGCCACUUCUUGUCUACUUUUUGUCUACUCACUUUGUAGAGAGGCAUCAACCACCUUACUCAAGCGGCCAAGUCUCUUGUGAUUCAUGAC